Molecule: messenger RNA, 1587 nt
Organism: Spodoptera exigua (beet armyworm)
Lineage: Eukaryota; Metazoa; Arthropoda; Insecta; Lepidoptera; Noctuidae
Source: the annotation of a GenBank genome assembly
CUCAGAUGCCUUGGCCUCGGCGCUCGCACAAAACGCGGGAAGCGGAUGACGCGCGAAAUUCCAUUUUGUAAACGCGAAACGUGAAACAAAAUUCAAUUAAAUACAUACCGAAUAUGUAAUGAAUAAAACUUGCCCUAAAUAAUAAAUAAAUAAACAUUUUAAGUGAUAAUUUAUAAUAGGACUUUGUGAUUUAUCAAAAAUGAAUUUGUCAGGUGAAGCAAGCAGUGGGCCGCGUGUUUUAACCGCUCGUCACAUAAGUGCGGAUAUAUCCCUUCCCGAAACGAACAAUGAAAUUAAUACCACCCUUCUGUGCCACAGUUAUGAUCAAAACCCCGAUUUUGAAACCUAUUUUGCAGCUCUCCAGACAUACGCUUGGGUUAUAUUUGCCUGCGGUCUUGCGGUGUUGCUCGUCAUAUGUGCUUUGUACGUGAUCACCUUGCGGUCAGCGGUUAAGCACUGGCGAGACCAAAUGCACCAUGUAGCCGUCGUCUUAAGUAUUUAUCCCAUCGUGGCAGCGAGCGCUCUCGUAAUGAUAGUUGUGCCCAGAUCUCGACUGCCAGCUGAAGCCGUAGCCCAAGAAUCUGUCAUGGUAGCUCUCUACCACUUCUUCUGCUUGGUCAUAGCAGAAUGCGGUGGCACAGAACAGUUGGUCAGAAGCGCUGGUGGCGCCGACCUAGAGACGAGGGUGAUGCCAUGCUGCUGUUGGCCGUGUUGCGUUAUACCAAGGCCGAAGUUGCAUAAAGCAAGUCUAAUGUGGUUGCGCUGUUUGGUCCUUCAGAUACCAAUUGUUCAAGGAAUUAUUUAUUUCAUUCUAAUCGUCAUCUGGUCGGAAGAUUUUAUGUUAUAUCAAAGUAUUUUCGUAUACUUCCAACCAUUCGUCGCGGCGUCCAUUCUAUCGGGCAUGUGGGGCGUAGUGAUGUGCGUACGGGCAGCGAUAUCCGUGGGGCGGGCACCACGCCCCAGGUUCCUGGUCGUACAGCUCGUACUGAUCAUCGUGAAGUUGCAAUGUGGACUCGCCAAGUCGGUGCCCAACAUGGCGAACUUGUCCUGCGUUAUGAACCUACAUCCCGCCGUAUUUGCAUCUCUUAUAAACAACAGUAUAAUGAUGUUAGAGAUGCUACUAAUAUCGAUAUGGGCGUGGCGCGUCUAUAGCUCCCCACCGGGUAAGGAUAUGGAGAAAGUGCAGAGAGACAGAGUAGUCGUUGCAGUGUUAGAAGACAAUAUGCGAUCAAUUGAAGUUAAGAGCAUUAAAGACGGCAUCGAUAACAAAUCCUUUAACAACAAUGUACCAGAAAACUGAACGUGUCUUUCAAUGUAUUGUGAAACUAGUGAUGCAUCGAUAUUAUAAAGUAAUAAGUACACAAUGUUGUAUUUCCAAAAUGAAAAUUACGAAUAUGGCACCUUUUGUCAGUAGCUUUAGAUGUUCCCAUUGUCUUUGAAAAACACCUUUCAAUUUUUUAAUUAGUGCUUAGUUGUAGAUAUGCAAAUUUUUCGAAUUUUUGUGAUGUCUGUUUAGACAAUGUUUAGGAGAAUGGCUAACCAUGAAUGUGUUGGUGUUUGUAUUAUGUCUGUAUGACCAUCAUCCAG